Messenger RNA from Gastrolobium bilobum, 1635 nucleotides. Its product is annotated as cystinosin homolog. The transcript is spliced from 8 exons. Lineage: Eukaryota; Viridiplantae; Streptophyta; Magnoliopsida; Fabales; Fabaceae. Gene Ontology annotation, cellular component: vacuolar membrane. Gene Ontology annotation, biological process: L-cystine transport. Bases 23 to 856 code for a protein of 277 amino acids. The record is from RefSeq and is a predicted model, not a curated record. Gene Ontology annotation, molecular function: L-cystine transmembrane transporter activity.
AGAGAAGAGAAGAGAAAAAAAAAUGGCAUCUUGGAAUUCAGUUCCACUCCAAGUCACUUAUGAAUUUCUGGGUUGGUUCGCUUUCCUUUCAUGGUCCAUCAGCUUCUACCCUCAAGUCAUCUUGAAUUUUCGAAGGAAGAGCGUGGUGGGACUCAACUUUGAUUUCGUGCUGUUGAAUUUGACCAAGCACAGUUCCUAUCUCAUAUACAAUGCUUCUCUCUACUUCAGCUCUGCUAUUCAGAAGCAAUACUUUGAGAAAUACGGUUAUGGGCAGAUGAUACCUGUGGCAGCAAAUGAUGUUGCUUUCUCAAUCCAUGCUGUUCUGCUGACAGCAAUUACAUUAUUCCAGAUUGCAAUCUAUGAACGUGGAAGCCAGAAAGUGUCGAAAACUGCUAUUGCAAUUGUCUCUGUUGCUUGGCUAACUGCUGCAGUUUGUUUCUUUAUUGCUUUGUCUAAUCAUUCCUGGCUUUGGCUUCUUUCCAUCUUCAACUCGAUUCAAGUACUUAUGACUACUGUAAAGUAUAUUCCCCAGGCAAGCAUGAACUUCGUAAGAAAAAGUACUGACGGCUUUAGCAUUGGCAACAUUCUGCUUGAUUUUUCUGGAGGAGUAGCGAAUUACGGACAGAUGGUUGUGCAAUCAGUAGAUCAAGAUUCAUGGGUUAACUUCUAUGGGAAUAUUGGAAAAGUGCUGUUAUCUCUGGUAUCUAUAUUCUUUGACAUAAUUUUCAUUAUUCAACAUUAUGUUCUGUAUCCUUCUAAAAAGUCCUCCAAGUUGGUGAACUCUACAGAGCAUGAAGAUCAAAUCACACAGCACCUUGUCAGGCCUUCUGAUCAAUCACCGCCAGAGAAUGUGUAAGACAUGAUUUGGUUCAAAAUGUGUAUUAAACUUCCCAUAGAUUGAUACAGGUAUCAAAACCAUGCACCAGGAGCACCAUUUAGCUUAGCUUCAAUAAACUUUGUUGUACAAAUUUUUAGGAUUAUAGCCUCAUCAUCACAUUCUUUACAGUAAUUUGUUUGAAAUUUUUUUUUAGGAUUAUAGCUUCAAUAUUAUUGUCAAGCUACUGAAUUCCUUAGUUGGUGGCUGUGGCAAAAGAUCAAAUUAAAACAGAAAUGUAUACCUAAUUAAGCUAAAGUAUAAUGUUGUUUGAAAUUUCCUACAAUAUUCCUCUGCUAGUGCUCAUUGAACGAAAUAUACUGCCUCCGUUAAAAUAUCUUCGGUACUCUCGCAGUAUUGAAGACUCAUACAUCCUUUACUAAAUUUGAAAAAAAGUAAUAUAAUUCACUUUUCCCUAUUACCCACCCUUUUAUGGUUAUUGCCAUCUAAAUCCAACCUUUUCCAAUUUUUAGUAAGGGAGUACGUACUCAUAUAAUACCAAAGAUGAUAUGCUCAUAGGGUAGAUGUCCCACUUGAAUGCUUUCUCCUGGUCAAAGAAUCAAAGUGUAUGUUACUUAGCUACCAAUACUAUCCGCAAUGAAAAAUACAAGGCGUGCGUUUCCAAUUUUUGACAAGUGUGGUUUGUCUAAUAUUAAUGUUUCCUUGCAGAUGUUGAAUCUCAUUAGAUAAGGCUCUUAUGACUUCUGAAUGCUAUUAGUGGUGUUGGCUUCCUUUAUUGCAGCAAGAAGUUAUAGUUAUUU